AUGGCUUCCGCCCUCCGAGCAAGCAGAGCACUGCGGCCACUCACUCGCAGCCUCAACCUCAGACCCUCUGCCCGAACGUAUGCCAACGUCACCGAGUCCCGUAGUGCUGCUGCAGCAGCCGCUCAAGUACAGUAUGACACAACGCCCAUCACAACGGCAUUCUUCCCCGAUGAGCCCAGUGGUCCACAAGUCAACACCGCCAUCCCAGGACCGAAGAGCAAGGAAGCAAUAGCCAAACUACACGAAGUGUUCGACACUCGAAGUCUGAAUAUGAUGGCCAACUACCAGCAGUCGUACGGCAACUAUAUCGCUGAUCUCGAUGGCAACGUUCUGCUCGACGUGUAUGCCCAAAUUGCGUCCAUCCCCGUGGGAUACAGCAAUCCUGCUCUGCUCCUCGCAGCAACCUCUCCAGAUAUGGCAUCUGCCAUCAUUAACAGACCUGCGCUUGGCAAUUUUCCACAGCAUGACUGGGCGUCCAUCCUGGAGACGGGCGUCCUUCGCGUGGCACCGAAGGGCUUGAAUCAAGUCUUCACCGCAAUGGCCGGAUCUGAUGCGAAUGAGACAGCAUACAAAGCUGCAUUUAUGUGGAAGGCGCAGCAGAAGCGAGGUGGACCGGACGUCGACUUCGAGCCAGAGUCGAUCUCUUCGUCAAUGGACAAUAAGGCUCCUGGCGCUCCGAACAUGUCGAUAAUGUCAUUCAAGACUGGCUUCCACGGUCGCCUGUUCGGCAGUCUGUCUACCACUCGCAGCAAGCCCAUCCACAAAAUCGAUAUCCCAGCCUUUGACUGGCCACAAGCCCCAUUCCCAAUGCUCAAAUAUCCUCUCGAGGAGCAUGUCGCUGAGAACCGUGCCGAGGAACAACGCUGCCUAGACGAGGCUGAAGAUAUCAUUAAGAACUUUCACAAUCCAGUUGCCGCUGUUGUUGUCGAGCCUGUCCAAUCCGAAGGCGGCGACAACCAUGCUUCUCCAUUCUUCUUUAAUGGUCUGCGCGAGAUUACACGCAAGCACGACGUGUUGUUGAUUGUCGACGAAGUCCAGACUGGUGUUGGUGCCACUGGCAAAUUCUGGGCGCAUGACCACUGGAACCUCCAAGACCCGCCUGAUAUGGUCACAUUCUCCAAGAAGGCACAAACCGCUGGCUACUACUUUGGCAACCCAGAGCUGCGACCAAACAAGCCAUACCGCCAGUUCAACACCUGGAUGGGAGAUCCAGCCCGAGCCAUCCUCUUUCGAGCUAUCAUCAACGAGAUCGAACGGCUGAAUCUGGUGGAAAACACGGCUCAGGUUGGUGAUUAUCUGUAUAACGGUAUCGCUGGUCUUGCUCAGAAGUAUCCGCAACACUUCCAGAACCUGCGAGGCAAAGGUCAGGGAACGUUCAUUGCGUUUGACAACCCAAAGCGUGACGAGUUCCUGGCGAAGAUGAAGGGCUUGGGCAUCAAUAUCGGCGGUAGCGGUGCCACUGCUGUCCGACUGAGGCCUAUGUUGAUCUUCCAGAAGCACCAUGCUGAUAUUCUGCUCGACGGGCUGGAGAAAAUGGCGAAUCAAUUGUGA
Messenger RNA from Cyphellophora attinorum, 1551 nucleotides. RefSeq names its product 4-aminobutyrate aminotransferase. The transcript has a single exon. Gene Ontology annotation, cellular component: mitochondrion. Gene Ontology annotation, molecular function: pyridoxal phosphate binding. The coding region runs from base 1 to 1551 and encodes 516 amino acids. NCBI's taxonomy places the organism in Eukaryota, Fungi, Ascomycota, Eurotiomycetes, Chaetothyriales, Cyphellophoraceae. Gene Ontology annotation, biological process: GABA catabolic process. The record is from RefSeq and is a predicted model, not a curated record.